UGGCCACAAAGUAAAUUUGCGAUAUGUUAACGUCAAAAAUUUCUGAAAAUUGAAAUUAUGAGCAGUUAUUUGUGUUAUGAGGAUAAGGAAUUUGGCGGUUGAAAGUUUGAAUUUAUUAAAUAAAAAUGACUCUAAUUUUCACAUUUGUACAAAUAACCUGAAGUUGCACGAACUCACGAAGCUAUUUUUAAUUUUGAUUCAGUACCUACAAGUUUUUUUUGUGAUACUGAUAGUUUUUUAUUUCAUUUUUAACUUACUUUUCUCCAAUUAUGGAGGCAAUAUUCCAUGAAAAGCAAGAAGGCUCUCUCUGUGCUCAACACUGUCUGAAUUCCCUUUUGCAAGGACCUUACUUUACUGCCGUAGAUUUAAGUACAUUAGCUCAAAAAUUGGAUGAAGAAGAGAGACAACGAAUGGCAGAAUGUGGUGAGGAAAGCGAGGAAUAUCAGAAAUUUUUACAACAACCAUCGGGUAAUAUGGACGACAGUGGAUAUUUCUCUGUACAAGUUAUUAGCAGUGCCCUGCAAGUAUGGGGUUUGGAAUUAGUGCCUUACAGUAGUACAGAUGAACGAAUUAAUAUGAAUGAACCAAGUAAAAUGAAAGCUUUUAUAUGCAAUUAUAAAGACCAUUGGUUUACGAUAAGAAAAAUAGGUAACCAGUGGUUUAAUCUAAACUCCUUAUUAACUAAACCAGAAUUAAUUUCGGACACAUACUUAACCUUAUUUUUGGCACAACUGAAAAAUGAGGGUUAUUCAAUAUUCGUUGUGUUUGGAGAUUUUCCGGAAUGUAGUGCAGACGAAGUUCUUAAAAAUAAUCCUGUUAUGCCGACUCUGAGACAAUCGCUGCGAUCAGUCGUGUCUAACGAGAAUGAUCCCGACAUACAAGCAGCUCUUCAGUUAAGCCUGAGAGAGGAACAAAGUUGUUACACACCAGAAACAGAGGAUCAAGAAUUACAAGAGGCGCUUAGAUUAAGUUUACAGAAUUUUAAUAGUAGUCCAGAAGAGGAUGAUGAGGAAGCAUUACUGGAAAAAGCCAUUAACAUGAGUUUACAGUGUUAGUGAUUAAACUGUAAGGUUUAAAUAAAUAUGAAGUAGGUAUUUGUAGUAUAUGAACAUUCUAACAAAACUCUAUUUAUUUGACUGCAAAGAUCGCUUAUCUAUUUCAUUGAAAUAAAUUUUAUGUGACCAUACUUUCGUAAUUAUAAGCACAUCACAUGUUAAUGUUAGGUAUCGGUGAUAAUGCUUUCGACUAUCAAAAACCCAUAGUUUGUGUACAUUGAUUCUAGAAGCAGUAUUGAACUGUAAUUUUAAUAAAUUAGUAGAUCUAAAAACAUUGCCACGAGUUAGUCUCAUUAGAAAUAUUUUAAUAUUUUCUUUUGAUGUUUCGUUUCAAAGUCUAUUGUAUGGGUGUUAAUAGUCGAUUUUCACAUAAUGGGGUAUGGCCUGUUUCCCUACUGUGUCAUUCAAUGCAGGCCUUCAUUGGCUAAUUAAGAAGUCGGGAACUUAUUUAGCCAGAAGCUGCUUGCAUUUAAUGGAACCUUAUGUGAACAUCAACUUUAAUUCUAUGUUUCUUUUAAUCUUUUACUACCAAGAUGCAAUAAGACUUGAACGUGUUCAAUAAAUGUAUUAAAUUUUUCUCGAACCACCUACAGACGAAUGAAUUGAGAUAUGACCUUUAUGCCAGUAAAGAUUUUACAUUUGAAUGUAUGAACAUUAGAGUAAUUUGAUAGCCAUUUUUUUUCUUAUUUGUAUAUUUUUCAAGAUUAACAAUACUUAUAUCUUAUUUUUAAUGUAU
Molecule: messenger RNA, 1791 nt
Organism: Anoplophora glabripennis (Asian longhorned beetle)
Lineage: Eukaryota; Metazoa; Arthropoda; Insecta; Coleoptera; Cerambycidae
Product: ataxin-3-like
Exons: 2
Coding region: 270-1055 (261 amino acids)
Biological process (GO): protein deubiquitination
Cellular component (GO): nucleus
Molecular function (GO): cysteine-type deubiquitinase activity
Source: RefSeq, a predicted model, not a curated record